Daktulosphaira vitifoliae (grape phylloxera) is the source of this 1731-nucleotide messenger RNA. RefSeq names its product protein FAM98A. The transcript is spliced from 2 exons. The coding region runs from base 130 to 1641 and encodes 503 amino acids. Gene Ontology annotation, cellular component: tRNA-splicing ligase complex. The record is from RefSeq and is a predicted model, not a curated record. NCBI's taxonomy places the organism in Eukaryota, Metazoa, Arthropoda, Insecta, Hemiptera, Phylloxeridae.
AAAAUUGGUAAUUGUUACUACAAUUUAGUGUAUUUAAAUUCUGAUUAAGUAAUAUAAAUACAAAAACGAAGGUGGGUUCCCUCUCGCAAAUCAAAGUUCAAUUGACGCCAAAUGUGGUAUACUUGAAAAAUGUAUUAUGUCCAAAGCAUCAUUGGCUUUAAUAUGGAAUCAUUACUCAUAGAAGAAAUUAAAGAUUUAGGAAUAGAAUUUAGUCCAGAAGAACUGAAAAAUGCUAUCAAUGGUGGAGCAAAAUCAGUGAAUUAUACCAAAAUAGUUGAAUAUAUUACCAAAGAAAUUCAAGCUUUGUCUGCAUUAGAUGAAUAUGUAAAUUCUAUUUCAUCAGAAGUGGAUUCUAGCUCUUUUUUGUUAGAAGUUAGUAGCUUUCUUAAAGAAUUAGGUUGUUCAUAUUCUACAUUAACUUCUGGGCAUGUUAGUGAUCGUUUAAAUUCAAAAGAAAAUAAAUUAUUGCUAUUAGAUUAUUUAAUAGGAGAACUGAAAGCAUCACGCAUACUAAAAUCAAAACACACUGAAAAAAAUUUGAGUAUGAAAGUUACACUACUUGAAAGUAAUCCAUCUAAAUGUCUUAGGGAAAUUUUAGUAACAUUAAAAUUCCCUAAACCUCCACAUGAUAUAAAAGUAUCUCUUCUAUUUAGCAAAAUUGUUCAAAAAUUACAAGAAGUUUUGAAAAAUGUACCUUCAGAACUAAUUGGCAAACCAAUAGUAUGUAAUUCUUUUAGUAGUAAGCAAUGGGAUAUAAUAAAUAAUGAAAUUGAUAUUCUUAAUGAAGACUUUACAAUAAGGCGCACUAUGUUAUUAACUCGGCUUGACGUAACAUUUCAAUCAUUUCAAUGGCCUGAUCGAUUAAAAAUGAAGAAAAAUGAACUAGAAAAAAUUUAUCAAACUAAAUUAGAUAUAAUCAAAUGUAUGCCUAGUUUUACUAUCUCAGAUGUGUUAUCAGCCCGUGAAGAUUUAGCAAUUGUAGAAAAAACUUCCAGUACUUUAGCUAUUCAAAAUACCAACUCUUCAGUUAAUAAAGUUGUUAUUGGUCAGGUUCCAGACAGAGGAGGAAGACCAAAAGAACAACAAGCACCACCCCCAGAGAUGCCAAGUUGGCAGCAAAGAACACAACUUCAAGAUGGGAGAGGUGGUCACCAAUAUAAAGGGAAUCAAGGAAGAGGAUACCAAAAUAGAAGUGGCCCUGGAAAGUUUGAUCAAACUAAAAAUCAGUCUUAUGAAAAAGCUAAUAGUGUAAAUUACCAAGGUGGAAAUAGUGUUUAUCAAGUAACUGAUGGAUUUCAGUCUAUAAGUGUAGGAAAUAGAGGUUCAUUUAAUAAUAGUGGACGUAGUCGUGUGCAGGGUGGCUGGAAUUCAUCACGAGACAGUUAUCAAGAUAAUAGCAGACAGAAUAAUCAAAAUUUUCAACAAACCUCAAGUUAUAAUAGUAAUGAAUAUAAUAGUUAUUCAAAUGAAAGUGGAUGGAAUAACACAAUGAAUAAUAGAAAUAACCAAAACUAUUAUAGCAAUGACGGGAAUUAUCAAAAUGAUUCAUAUGAUAGUAAUAGACGAGGAUUUUCUAAGAGAGGCAGAGGUCAUGAUGGACGUACAUAUUAUAAUCAGCAGAGACAUAACCAAAAUUAUUAACUAGCGAAUGCUAGCAUAUUUAUUUUAAAAUUGUAUAAAUAUAAAAUGUUAUUAUAUUUUUGGAAAUAUAUUGAAAUUUCUAAAAAUUUA